Molecule: messenger RNA, 1978 nt
Organism: Rubroshorea leprosula
Lineage: Eukaryota; Viridiplantae; Streptophyta; Magnoliopsida; Malvales; Dipterocarpaceae
Source: the annotation of a GenBank genome assembly
AGCGCCUCCUUUGUCAACUUCAUCUUUUCUUUAAGAAGGUGUUGCACCAGGUAAUGGGAGAACAACAGACGGGCAUUUUUAAGUGGAAGAUAGCUGAUGGAUGGAGUAUUGGUUGCUAAUGAGGUGAUCGACAAAGCAAAAAAGAAGAAGAGGAAAACAAUUAUGUUUAAGAUCAACUUUGAAAAGGCCUACGAUAAGGUUAGUUGGGAAUUCCUGGAAUAUAUGAUGCAGAGGAUGGGAUUCUAUGACAAGUGGAGGAAGUGGAUCGGAGAGUGCUUAAGAAAAAGCCUUGUAUCAGUUCUGGUCAAUGGUAGCCCAACAAGGCAAUUUAAUGUUUCAAAAGGUCUUAAACAAGGAGAUCCCCUAUCACCCUUCUUAUUCCUAAUCAUUGCGGAAGGUUUAAAUGGGCUGGUAUCAAAUGCAACUCAAAAAGGAUUGUUGAAGAGAGUCGAAGUGGGAAGCAAAGGUCUGAAAUUGUCACAUCUUCAAUUUGCAGAUGACACAAUCCUAUUUGGCGAAGCUACUGAGGAAAACGUCCUAGCAAUGAAAGGUAUUUUGAGAGCAUUUGAAAUCGUCUCUAGACUUAAGGUCAAUGUUAACAAAAGCCAAUUGAUGAGAAUCUCUGUACAAGAGGAAUGGCUGGAUAAAAUGGCAUGGCUAUUGUGCUGCAAAAAAGGAAGUAUGUCGUUUAAGUAUCUAGGAAUCCCUAUCGGGGGGACUUCGAGGAGAAUAGCCUUCUGGAAACCAUUGCUGGAAACCUUCAACAGGAAGCUUCACACUUGGAAGGGUUGGUUUCUUUCUCUUGGUGGUCGGAUAACUCUUAUUAACUCAGUACUGUCCAGUCUCCCCGUGUUUUGGAUGUCAUUGUACCUAAUCCCGAAAGGUAUGAUUCUUUUACUUGAUAAAAUUCAUAGAAGAUUUUUGUGGGGGGGGUCUGAGGGAGGGAAGAGGGUUAAUUGGGUUAAUUGGAGGCAAGUUUGUAAAGGAAAAGAGAGUGGUGGAUUGGGGGUUAAGGACUUGAGGAAGUUUAAUGUGGCGUUAUUAAGAAAAUGGUGGGGGAGACUAAUGUCGGAAGGAAAAGGAUUAUGGAAAACUGUUAGUUAUGAGAAGUAUGGAAGGGCAGGGGAAUCGACCUAUAACAUGCUGAGGGGGGGAAUACAAUAUGGAUCAACUUGGUGGAGGGCUAUUUGUAGAGUGAAUCAGAUAGUUGGUGAUAACAGAGGCUGGUUUACUAAUGGACUGAAACUAAGUGUAGGGGAAGAGGCAGGAGUAAGUUUUUGGUGGGAUGAGUGGGGUGAGGGAGAGAGUCUUGCUAACAAGUUUCGAAGACUUUACACAUUGUCUAUAGGAAAGAACAAUAUAAAUCAAAUGGAAGGGUGGCAAAAUGCAUCAUGGGUAUGGAAACUAACAUGGAGGAGAAGCUUGCAUAGCUGGGAAAUGCAGCAAGAAUCGAAACUUCAAAGGCUGAUUCAAGAAAUCAAACUAGAAAGAGGAAAACCAGAUGUAUGGAGGUGGAUACAUAACAAGGACGGGAAUUAUUCAACAUGUUCAGCCUACCAAAGACUUAUGGAAGAACAAGGGAGCGAGCAGCAGAAAUCAAAAAUGCAAAAAAUAUGGAAUACAUCAAUCCCCAACAAAAUCUCAGCAUUUUUAUGGCAAAUGCUUCAGGAUAAAAUUCCAACAAAGGCAUUAGAGUGUCUACCCCGAGGACCCACCUCGGGGCUUUACAGGUCUACCGAAGUUGGAAAAGGAAAUAGUGAGAGCUUUUGGAAGGAUAGUUGGAGGAGUGUAAGAGUGCUUGCUAAUGCUUUCCCAAGAUCAUACAUGUUAUCUAUAGGAAAGGAAAACUCUGUGCAGGAAAUGGGUAGUUGGGAAGGUGAAACAUGGUCAUGGAACCUUGAAUGAAGGCGAAGCUUAUUUUCCUGGGAGACCGAAUCAAUGCAGGAAUUAAAGCAACAAAUCAAUAUGACUGAAUUCC